Messenger RNA from Paramecium octaurelia, 1717 nucleotides. The record is from the annotation of a GenBank genome assembly. NCBI's taxonomy places the organism in Eukaryota, Ciliophora, Oligohymenophorea, Peniculida, Parameciidae.
AUGGCAACCCCAUUGCUAAAGAUUAUGCUAUAAUUGGCAAUUUACAACAAUCACCGGAUUAUAUGCACCUAUUUCUUCAGGAGGUUUUUUAUUGCCUUCAAUAGACACAAUAGACACUACUGCAAAUUUUAUCACUUGUACAAAUCCUUCCACAAGCUACAUUACAUUAAAUAAUAUAUAUCCAACUGCUCGAGAUUAUUAUGAAAGCACCUACUAAGAUGGGGAUUGGAUAUCUAUAGAUUUAUAUUUUUAGAGUACAUGGUCAUCUCAAAAUUUUCAAUUUACCAUAGGAUCAUUUUAAUAUACAUAUGCUUACAAUUCCCCAACUACUUAUCCAUUGAUAACUGGAUUUUGUGAUGAUACUCCUUUUUAAAUUAAGACUUUAAAUUUUACAUUAUCUUUAAUACCAAGCGAAAUUUAAAGUUCUAUUAUUUUAACUUCUUCUAAUACAAAUUAAGGAACAGUUUCAAUUAGAAAUAUCUAUGUCUCGAGAAUAUAAUGCUAUUCCAUAUGUACGGAAUGUACAGGUCCACAAUACAAUUAAUGUACAAAAUGCUAUUAUGGGCUCCCAACAAACAACAUUUGUCCAUCUUGUCCAUCAAAUUAAUACUAUAUGAAGGAGGAUGGAUGCAGAAAUAUUUGUGAUUUGCGCUCCCCAUUAUAUUAUGAUGGGUUUUGUUAAUAUUAUCUAGGUAAGUAGUUUAAUUAAUAUUAUUUAGUUCUUUAUAUAGAUUACGGUUAUCUUGCAUCAGAAUUCACAAAUCCUAUAAAUUUGAGAUGGUAGUUAAUAUACGACCCACAACAUAUAGAUACAACUCCAACUAUUAUUAAUCACAUCCCAAGUAUAUUUGGGAUAUUUAAGUUUAAUUCUGGAAUUUAUAGAUAUUUCACUAAUGUACCUGAUUAUUAGUAUUCAACUUAUUUUAUUGGAUUGAAAAUUUCAAUUGUCCUUUUUAAUGAUAUUCCAAUUAAUUGUGGCAUAUAGUUUAAGAUUAACAAUAUAUAUUAUGGAUCUAUUUAUAGAAAUACUUCUGGAAUUCAAACGGCUAAAUUCACAAUAUUUAAAACAUAAGCUUAUGAUUUGUAUUUAACGUAUUCAUCGGUUACAAGUUAUGAAUUAAUCUCAUAUCUUGACAUUCCAAAAUAAGCAUUCCUAGUUUCAGCAAUAGGAAAUUAUACGUAAACAUCAUUUAUUAAAUUUAGCGAUGGCACAGCAGGAUGGGGAAUGGCAUUUAUAUAAAUUAGUUCAGGUUAUUGUCCUUUAUAUUGUUAAUUGUGUGAAGUACCAUUUAUAUGUAAGACCUGUGUUUCUGGAUACUAUUUUUAUAGAGAUGGUACCUGCAUAAGCGAUUGCUCAUCUCCAUAUUAGAGAUUAAACGGCUCUUAUUGCUAUGAUUAUGAUGAUGAAACACCUUGUAUCUUAUAAUAUUAUACAUAGAUUCUUAAUAUUUGAUUUAAGAAAAUAUAGAUCAAACAGGUGACCCUGGAUAUUUCGUAAAAUAUACGUUAAUCUCUCAAAAUGGAUCAAAUUUUUUAAGAGGAUCAGAUAUCUAUUAUUCAUAUUGGUUUGUAAUUGCUAAUCAAUUGCUAAGCUGUUACUUCUCCAUUUUUGAUGACGUUAUUAAAACAUAAUAUGUUUUUAAAUAAUACUAAAAUAUUAAUUAAAUAAACUCUUGUUAAUUAAUAACAACAUCUUAAGGAGUAAUUUUUAUAAUGA